Racocetra persica is the source of this 648-nucleotide messenger RNA. NCBI's taxonomy places the organism in Eukaryota, Fungi, Glomeromycota, Glomeromycetes, Diversisporales, Gigasporaceae. The record is from the annotation of a GenBank genome assembly.
AUGUUUAAUUCAACUUCUGAAAUUAACAUUAACUCUGUUAACUCUACACAAAUACCAUCGGUUUCAAUAUCACCGGAUUAUAACAGUAAUCCCACUAACGCUAAAAACCGUGGUAAUUAUGUUAAAUCUGCUUGUCGACCUUGUGCACUAGCAAAAGUCAAAUGUUCGGGGGAUAUGCCUUGUGAUCGAUGCUCCAAACAAGAAAAAGAAUGCUUAUAUGAGCCUCAAAGAAAACGUGGACCCAAAAUUCGUCGUUCACGUUCUACAAGUUGCGACAAUCGAUAUAGGCAACAGUCGGUACCUCUACGUCGCACACGUUCCAAUUGUGAUCGAAGACGGUCCAGCAGCCCUUUCGAAACGACUAGGGCAGAAAGCAAUAAUGCACUUGGCAUUUCCCUUCCAAAUACUUUACAAUCACCAUACUUUACUCAGAAUGAUAAUUUGCAUCCAAAUCAUUAUAUUGAAGGAAAUCAAAAUUUACAACCUGGAUUUAAUUACCUGGAUCCUGCCCUGUUAGCCCCUAGUGGAAUAUUUGACUUUCCUCAUUCUCCUCAAAGUGAUGAGUGGCAAUUUAACUUAGCUCCUGAGUUUGAAAACUAUAGCUAUUACAUUGAAGAAGGAUUUUUAGGUCAACAAACUGAAAACUGA